AUGGACGAUGCUAUUGACUGUGUUUUCCACCAUGGAGGAAAGUUCAUUAAUGAUGGUACCCUAAAGUAUGAAGGGGAGACAACAACUUUGUCCUUUGACUCUGAUAUGUGGAGUUAUUUUAUGGUUGUUCAUGUAGUGAAAGGUUUUAGAUAUGAUAAUUUUAAAGAAUUAUGGUACUGUGUAGGAGAGGGUUUAGUGUUGGAAAAUAGGUUGGAACAAUUGAUAGAUGACACUGAUGCGAUGCAUAUGGCUAACUUAUCUAGGCUUAAUGGUGAGGUUCAUGUAUACAUUGUACAUGUUGUUUCUAAGCCCGAAGUGAUACAUAUGCUUGAAUAUAUUACUAAUGAUCAAGGACAAGUUGAAGGUCAUGGUGAAGUACAAAAAGAGGUGCACGAGGGAGAAGAAGAUGGUGAUGGUGUUGAAGUAGAUGGUGAAGGUGAUGGUCACGUACAAGAGAUGCAUGAGGGUGAAGAAGAUGGUGAUGGUUUUGAAGUAGAGGGUGAAGGUGAUGGUCAUGUACAAGAGGUGCAUGAGGUUGAAGAAGAUGGUGAUGGUGUUGAAGUAGAGUGUGAAGAUGAUGGUCACGUACAAGAGGUGCAUGAGGGUGAAGAAGAUGUUCAUGGUGUUGAAGUUGAAGUUGAAGGUGAUGGUGAUGGUGACAAAGAGCAAGAGUUGAAUAUGUGUGAAGGAGUUGUGGAGGAGGAAGUUGAUCUUUGUAGUUGGAGUAAAUCUAUUGAUGAAGGUGGUGUACAUGGAAAUAGUGAGUGCAUAGAGGGGCUAAUUGAUGUGGGUGUUGAAUGUGAUAUAAAUGGUAAUGUGAAAGUAGAAGUAGAAAGUCUUUCUGAUAGUUCAGACAACAAGAUUGAUGAUGAUGAUAGAGGUUUGUCAGAUGAGGAGUGGAAAUCUGAGGAAUUACUUAGUGCAAUAGAGAGUGAUGAAGAGGUUAAUGACAGUGAAGGUUAUGGGAGGUUUGGUAUGUUUUGUAUGCCAAAAAGUAUGGUAGACUUUACAUGGGAAGUAGGGACUUCUUUUGCUGAAAAGCAAGAUAUUUUAGAUGUUGUAAAAGGGUAUGCUUUGGAAAAUGGGAGGAAUAUAAAGCCAAUAAUUGGAUUAGAUGGAGCCUUUUUGAAAGUGAAGUAUGGUGAUGAGUUGUUAAUAGCUGUUGUGAGAGAUGAAAAUGAUCAAAUCUUUCCCAUUGCAUAUGCGGUGGUAAAAGUGGAAAACAAAGAUUCAUGGUCGUGGUUUUUGAAUCUUUUGAUUGAUGACCUUGGUGGUGAAGAAGUAUAUUCAUCAAUAACUUUUGUGUCAGACCAACAAAAGGCAAUAGUGAUAUUUAAUUUGAAAUAUCCUGGUAAAAACCUGAAACGGCUGAUGUGGAGAGCAGCUGCUACCACUCACCCACAAACUUGGGAGAUGGAAAUGAGAAAUAUUAAAGAUGUCAAUGAAGACACAUUCAAGCAUUUGAUAGUCAUCCCUCCAAGGAGAUGGAGCAUCACAGGAAUUUCAUGUUGUCACUCCUUGGCCGCAAUGAAGUUUCUCAAUAUUGAUGGAGAGCAAUUCAUUCCAACUUGCUUUAUGAAGUCCACCUAUGAAGAAACAUAUGCAUCAAUCGUAUACCCCAUCAACGGCAACAACAUGUGGGAGCUAAUACCAUAUCCGGAUGUCAUGCCUCCUAGGAAAAAAGUUAUGCUAGGAAGACCUAAAAAGAAAAGAAGACUGGAACAGUGGAAGAUCAGAAAGGAUGAUUCUCGACUGAGCAAAGCUGGUUUGCGCAAGAUAUGGAGGCUAUGUAGGGAGGUUGGGUACAAUAGAAGUCGUUCCUCAAAGCAACCCAAGAACCUACCCAUGAAGCUACCCAACAACCUACUACAUCAUCAAAAUUAG
Molecule: messenger RNA, 1884 nt
Organism: Vigna angularis (adzuki bean)
Lineage: Eukaryota; Viridiplantae; Streptophyta; Magnoliopsida; Fabales; Fabaceae
Exons: 4
Coding region: 1-1884 (627 amino acids)
Source: RefSeq, a predicted model, not a curated record